Molecule: messenger RNA, 2420 nt
Organism: Amblyraja radiata (thorny skate)
Lineage: Eukaryota; Metazoa; Chordata; Chondrichthyes; Rajiformes; Rajidae
Product: NXPE family member 3-like
Exons: 7
Coding region: 348-2225 (625 amino acids)
Source: RefSeq, a predicted model, not a curated record
UCAACGGGCAGGCAGCAUCUCUGGAGAGAAGGAAUGGGUGGCGUUUCAGGUCCAGACCCUUCUUCAGACACCUUUCCAAACUAUACCUUUCCAAAACUUCAAUUUGUCAAUUGCACAUUUUUUCUCGACGACUUUCUCUUUCAAAUGUACAGUACAUCUUACCAAACAAAGCGAAAUGUUCCAACUCCGGCCAGCGUUGUUUAAUUCUUGCUGAGGACUUCAUCCAUACCUCGCACCACGAUCUGACACUGGGGCGCGUAAUCAACAACCAAAGCGUUGCCAAUGUGAACGUGAGUGGGUACAUUCCCGAUCGGAUGCGUUGCGCAUCGGAAUUGUAAAUAUUGCCGAUGCCUUUUCCGGCAGUGACACUCCUCUUUAAGCCCGACUCCAUUAGUUCAAACCCGCCUGCUGCUGUUAGUGCCGCGAUUCACAUCGUAACGUAUUGUAAGAUACAGUAUAUGAAGUUUAAGUUCCUGAUGACAUUGGGUGCUGUGAAUCUAAAUAUGGAAGAGCAAGGUUCAAAGAAGUUCACACUUCCCUUUUCCAUCUUCCAUUUGGGUUUCUUCAUCUUGACGCUAGUAGUUUUAACCGUGAUGGCUUUAAAUGUUCAUCAGUUGAAGUCUGGUGGCUAUGAAGCAGAUGUAAAAUGGAAGAAAUAUCCAGAUCCAAUGUUUAAACACAGAGAAGAACAGUUGAAGGAGGAGAAUCUGACUCUUUGGACUUUCAGGCUUUUGCAAUGCGGCUACCAGAAUCACAGCUUCACCGCCGAGGAAAGGUCAGAGGGGACAGUCCUGAUGAAAAUGAUCGAGUGGCCACAUCCACCCAAACCUGCUGUGCCUUUUCUGAAGAGCAGCAAUCCAUCGCUUACUCGCUUUGUCAUUUUAGAUUCUGCCAAGACUUUCUACGUUGGAGAUCAGUUGCAGGUGCUUCUGCGAAUGCUUGACUUUGCAGGAAAUACAAAGCAAUAUGGGGGUGACUAUCUCCAGGCACGCAUCCACACCCCUGAGUUAAAAGCUGGUGCAGUAGGAACAGUUGUAGAUAGACAAAAUGGGUUUUAUUACAUCAAUUUUACCUUAUUAUGGCCAGGGAAAGUGCAAGUGUCCGUUUCCUUGGUUCAUCCCAGCGAAGGGGUCCAAGCACUUGAGAGAAUACGGGACGAAUUCCCGGAUAGAGUGUUUUUUAGAAGCACUUUCAAAUCAGCAAAAUCCUCGGAGACCACAGUGUGCAAUCUGUGCCUGCCUCAGACACAACCACUCUGUAACUUUACUGAUCUCAGGACUGGGGAGCCCUGGUUCUGUUAUAAACCAAAGACGCUCCCCUGCUCUUCCCGUGUCAACCACGCAAUGGGAGGUUACAAGCAGAAGCUCUUAACUGGAGAAGAAGUCAAUUAUUUCAGCAGUGGGAAAAAUGUCAAGAUGCCAAUAUUACCCAAUGGUCAAGGUUAUGUAAUUGUAGAGCCUUCUCCUCAUGCAGACAAAGGUCUCAGUGGCUGUCUCCCUGGCACACCAUUGCAUUCACCAUCCGGAUAUUAUUAUAAGGAUCAAUGGGUAUCAACAACCUGUAGCAUCCAACACUUUGACUCUCCAGCAAGAGUUACCAACUGUCUUCGUAGGAAAAAAAUUUAUAUUUUUGGAGAUUCCACCAUACGCCAGUGGUUUGAAUAUUUGAUAUAUUUUGUACCAGGCCUGAGAAAGUUUGAUCUGGGCAAUUCAAUGCAAACUGGACCGCAUCUUGCUCUGGAUGUGGACAACACAAUCAAGAUAGAUUAUUUUGCACAUGGGAAACCCAUCCGCAUCCAGCCCAUAUCAAGUCAGAACCUGCCAUUCAUUGCAAAUAAAUUGGAUGACAUUAAUGGAGGGAAGGACACAGUUAUAGCCAUCACCAUCUGGUGCCAUUUCAACACUUUUCCAGUGGAAUCUUACAUCCGAAGGUUGCAGAACAUCCGGCAGUCAGUUCUACGCUUGCUCAACAGAAGUCCCGAUACAGUGAUUGUGAUAAAAACUGCCAACGUCCAGGCCCUUCCAAAAGACGUCAGCCUCUACAACAGUGACUGGUUCUCCUACCAACUUGAUUUAGUGAUGCGAAGAAUGUUCCAGGGCGUCAAAGUGGCCUUUGUGGAUGCAUGGGAGAUGACUAUAGCCCAUUACCUGCCACAUGCCCUGCACCCCAAACAAAUCAUUAUCAAGAAUGAGGUCGAUAUGUUUCUCUCGUACGUGUGUCCUUAGAAAAAGGAAGAAAUGCUUAAUUACGUCUGUCCCAACAAUCAUGAGAAUCAUGUAAAAAGAAAUGGAAAGAUUUUACAUAAAAUAAAUUAGUGGCACUGGGCUUUUUUUUAAUUAAACAUAAAAUAUUGUGAUCUCAGUCUGUUCUGAUUUUAAAAUUAGUUGUAUAUAAGAUAUGUGGAUCAUGAUUUAAGUAUA